Molecule: messenger RNA, 5009 nt
Organism: Carassius auratus (goldfish)
Lineage: Eukaryota; Metazoa; Chordata; Actinopteri; Cypriniformes; Cyprinidae
Product: calcium/calmodulin-dependent protein kinase kinase 1-like
Exons: 16
Coding region: 105-1604 (499 amino acids)
Biological process (GO): CAMKK-AMPK signaling cascade; protein phosphorylation
Molecular function (GO): protein serine/threonine kinase activity; ATP binding
Source: RefSeq, a predicted model, not a curated record
ACAACAUCCUGUAACUGCAAGCCGAUAUUGGAGGUGGAGCAAUUAAUGCGAAAACCCCACACCCCCCCUCCUCCCUGCCUCCAAGCUCCUCCUACUCCAUCGUCAUGGCGAUGAGCAGUGAUCCUGGUUACGUGGGGGAGGACCCUGACCCAGACUCCUCCCAGGUAGCGGAGUUGACUGACAAGAUGUCUGUGGUGUCGCUAAGGUCUGAUCCCUCUUCCAGUGUAGUGAAGAAUGGGACAGGUGUUAAGAAGAGGCCACACCUGUCAGGCAGGAAGAUGUCAUUGCAGGAGAGAGGAACAUACGUGUCUUCUGGGAGCGGGGCUGACCGCUAUUCCCGAAUAGCCAGACAACCAACCAUUGAGUCCAAGCGAGUGUCCAUCUCAGACUCGCAGGAUUGCAUCCAGCUUAACCAGUACAAGUUAAAGAGUGAGAUUGGGAAGGGCUCAUAUGGUGUUGUCAAGCUGGCGUACAACGAGGAUGAUGACAAAUAUUAUGCAAUGAAAGUAGUAUCUAAGAAGAAGCUGAUGAAACAGUAUGGUUUUCCCCGCCGCCCUCCUCCCCGAGGUCCUAAAGCAGCCCAGGGGGUGCAGCCCAAGGUGCUUGGUCCUCUGGAGAGAGUUUACCAGGAGAUAGCCAUCCUGAAAAAACUGGACCACCUCAACAUAGUUAAAUUGGUUGAGGUGUUGGAUGAUCCAGCGGAGGACAGCCUUCACAUGGUGUUUGAGCUGAUGCAGAAGGGCCCUGUGAUGGAGGUCCCCAGCGACAGUCCGUUCAGUGAGGACCAGGCCCGCCACUACUUCAGAGACAUUGUUCUUGGCAUCGAGUACUUGCACUAUCAGAAGAUUGUUCACAGAGAUAUCAAACCAUCUAAUUUAUUACUGGGAGAUGACGGACAUGUCAAGAUUGCAGAUUUUGGGGUUAGUAACCAGUUCGAGGGUAAUGAUGCCUUGCUCUCCAGCACUGCUGGUACUCCUGCCUUCAUGGCCCCAGAGACGCUGUCGGACAACCGCAAGAGCUUUAGUGGAAAGGCUCUGGAUGUGUGGGCUAUGGGAGUGACCCUCUACUGUUUUGUUUAUGGGAAGUGCCCAUUUAUUGAUGAGUACAUACUGGCACUUCACAAUAAGAUCAAGAGUAAGCCGGUGGAGUUCCCGGAGACGCCAGCUAUCAGUGAGGGGCUGAAGAAUCUGGUCUCACGAAUGCUGGACAAAAACCCAGACACCAGGAUCCCUAUUCCUGAGAUCAAAGUGGACCCCUGGGUGACUCAGGAUGGCACUGACCCUUUGCCUUUAGAAGAGGAGCACUGUACUGUAGUGGAGGUCACCGAAGAAGAGGUGCAGAAUUCAGUCAAGUUUGUCCCCAGUCUGUCUGCUGUGAUUUUGGUCAAAGCCAUGUUAAGGAAGCGUUCUUUUGGGAAUCCAUUCGAGUGUCCCAGCAGGAGAGAAGAGAGAUCCAUGUCUGCACCCGGCAGUCUGCUCAUGGACUCUUGGCCGUUCCGGCCCUCUUUUAAACUCCAGCCCUCAUUAAGAAAAGGGAGCAGUGGAGAGGCUGGUAGAGAAGUGGAGCUCGAGGACUUACAUGAGGACGAACCACCUACCUUUUGAGUGUCUUCAUAGAUCCUGAAGAGUUCCCCAUUGUCCUUCCAUCCCUUCGAGCAGAAGAUGAUCAUGACCCAAACGGCUCAACUACACUGUUUCCACCGACUUGAGGCUUACCUUGACACUGAACUGGAUUCUGCUAUUGCUAGUCAUCCUUCAGGCUUUUCAUCUCUGUCAGUCUUGCACAAGAAUCACUUAUGGUUCUCAUGAAACCUGGCCUUGAUAAUCUGGCUGAAAACGAUUCUUUCUCCUUCGUACUAUUUGGAUCUUUCCAUCCUGGUCCUCUCAUCCUGGCUAAACUAGUAGAUUUUGUAUGGAAUCUAUAUUAGGCCAGAUUUGUUUGAAAGACAGACUAUGCCACAAGCGUUCUAGUGCAUAAGACUACAGCAUGGAAAAAAGAUGUGAUUAACUUAGUAAGCUGUUGAUACAGUGUGCUGCCAUCAUAACCUCUGUACAUGUGUAGAAAAUAAUAGCAAUGGCAUCUUGCCUUUUUUGUAUAUGUUAAUGUGCAAUUCUUAACCCUAUCCAUCAAUAGCAUGCCUGAAAUAUGGCCUUCUCCAUAUAAUGGUGGUUCCAUAUCUCUGUUGCUUUCCUUUUCUUUCAUACCAUCAAAUUUUCCGAUUUUUUUUCAGAUACUAUGUAUAAACACACACAGUGUCGUACUGUGAAACAAAGGGGCUUAUGUAACUACUAGAUACUAAAAGAGGCUCUUGUCUGGACAUUCAGUCGAUUCUAGAAAACAGGGCUUUCUCAUACAGCGUGUUUGAGCGCUCUGUAUAACUAUUAUCUAGAACAGGGCUUAUUUUCCAUGUUUGUGAAUGUCACAAAUGCUUCAUUCGGAUCGCACCGGAUGCAGGGCUCUCGUGUUGCAGCGCUUUGUCUCUCUGCAGGAACAGAAUGUGUCAUUGUUUACCGAGUCUUCACAUUCCAAAAGGCCUGUUUGUCAGUCAGCGGUGCUUACGGGCCCUCGAACACACACGCAAACAUGCCACCAAGGCGAGCGAGUGUGCGCUGAUGCGGAAAGAGAGGGAGUCAGUUUCACUCAAAACAGACAAGCCAAUUGAGGGAAGGAUCUGAAUAUGGUGUUUAGCUGUGCAACGAAAAUAAACUGCCAUUCAGUGUCAUCCUGGUCCCUCUCGGCCUGCAGCUCCGUCCAAAACAAUACGCCCUUGUUUACAUCGGAUCGUCUGCCAGGCGAAUCCAUUAUGCCCUGUUUUUGAAAUCACAUAUUGAAAGUGCACAGAGAGUCUGAGUUGGCCGAACAUUGUAAAGGCACAUUGAUGAUCGAGAUAUUUAAUUACCAGAGCAGAGCAUUCAUAUUAAUUCGAUUUUUAGCAUUAUGAAGCUCUCACUGUGCAUGUUUCCAUUUUAAAAGGACAGUUCACCCAGAAAUUAAAUAGUAUUAAUAGCAAAUACUUGCCAAUUGAGACCAGUGCUUAAAAAUGUGAGACAGGCUGAAUAAAAAUGACAAAAGUCAGUGGCUCAAAAGCAGAAAUGCCCCAUUUACCCUGGUAUUCUUAAUGCUGUGCAGUGUCCUGUCUCUGAUGCCCAGUCAUCAUGGAAAAAAAGGAAGUCAAACCAUAUUUACAUGUUUUCAAAAAGCCAUUCCGAUUUUUGUCUUUAUUAUUGAGAUUAUCAAAAACACUGGAUUCUUUGGCUGUUGUUCACGUUUGCUUAGCAAAAUAGUCUGUUUGUGAGCGCCACUAAGUCACAGUUUUAUGUGACAACAAUGGCCCAUGGCAUGUGAUCAAAAGUGCAAAUAUUAUUGGUUGGCCAGUUUUCUUCUCAGUGCAAUGGCCAUGAACACCUCUUCAUAAAAAUAAAAAAUAAAAGAGUUGCAUUAAUGGUAUGCAAAUGAUUGUGACAGUCUGAACAGACACAUUCAUUCAAAUACUUUUAAAUGAAUGUUUAUCAUACCAAAUAUUUGUCUUUAUGUGAACAGGCCUUUCCCCGUCAUAUAUUUCCAAACUUUUGAAAGGAGAUAUUUCGCAGAAUGUCUAAGCUGCUCAUGUAAUGCAAUCGGAUGGGUCACCAACCAUUCCCCUUUUAUUGUAUAGAUAAGAGCAGCUUUGACUAUUUCAGGGUGAACUGCCCCUUUAAUUAAUUCAUUUUACAAAAAUAAAAAUGGACUCAAUCAGGUCAGCUGCCAAUUAUUUUCAGUUAACUGAUAUUACAUAAGCAGUGAUUGCUUAGAGGAAACCUUUAACAAAUGUCACUCAUUUAGCAGAUUCAUUAUGGCUAAUAUAAAGACCGCUUUCAUUAUAUUCUCACUAAUAUUCUGAGCAGAUGGUGGUCCAUUUUUCGGAUUCCUACACAUUCUUCCCUUCUUCUCUCGAUGACCCUCUCGAUGUCUCUUGAGAUUGCUUCUUGCCCACAAACUGAAUUACACAGGAAAACCAUUUUCAGUGCCAAACGACUAGUGUUUUUGGGGAUUUGUUUAUAUGGAGUAUUUGAUUAAAUGGAGUCAUGUUUCUGUCGUGUAUUGAGACUUCUGUAUGUGGUACUCAGGGUCUGGACACUGCUGUUUGGGAAAUACAGAGAGAAUGGAGUAGCAUAUUCUAUGUUCAGGAGCUGUAAGGUGUUUAUGUGUAGAAAUUCAUCAGAUGGUUUUAAAUAAUGCCCCUCGUUCUCUUAUAUGUGUGAGUUUGCAAACUCAUUUGUCCAUUCUGUCUCAAAUGCACAGUAGUCUUCUUGAUGUACAGUAUGCUAUGCACCUGUUAGUGUCUCGACAUACGGCAUGUCCCUUAACGUAUAACCUUUUACAGACUUCUCUCUAGGUUUGUUUAUUCCUUUUGAUAUCUAUCCGAGGCAAAACAACUAAUGUUUAAACCCCUUUAAAUUGUUUCCUGCAGGACUUUUGUAUAAGCUAAACAUAUGCAUCAGCCAAUAUGCCAUACCUCUGUCUGAGCAAUCAACUCAAGUGUGAAGGCUUUAUUUCCUUUUCCAGGUUUCGGCUCAUGUGCAAUAGAUGAGGUUUGAUCAUUUGUCUACCCACAUUUAAAAAGGUUUCUCUUACUUAAAGGAGGGUGCUUUGUAGCUGCAAAACAUUCUUACUAUGAAAGCUUUAUGCUUUUUUAAAAUUCCCUUUCUUGAUUUAAAAGUAUAUCAGAAUUGUAUAUAAACCGUAAAACACUGUCUCACUCAUACCUACAGUUUGAACUGCCCAGUUAUUUGUGUCAGAGUGCCUGAUUUUGCUGGUUAUUUAUAGACGUAUAUAUUCUGCUGCAUUGAUCUGAAUGUAACGGUUAAAAAAAUUCAAAGACAACAGAAAAAAAUAAGAGCAUGUCCUGAGAAAACACUGAAUGCAACUCUUACUUUGUAAAUAUGUACCAAUGCAUAUAAAGAUGCUAUUUUUUGCAUGCUUUUUGUACACAUAGACAUAAUCAAAGAAAAUAAAGAUAUCACAGGGGA